Kuraishia capsulata CBS 1993 is the source of this 1017-nucleotide messenger RNA. RefSeq lists its product as uncharacterized. Bases 1 to 1017 code for a protein of 338 amino acids. The record is from RefSeq and is a predicted model, not a curated record. Gene Ontology annotation, cellular component: membrane. Gene Ontology annotation, biological process: regulation of peptide transport. Lineage: Eukaryota; Fungi; Ascomycota; Pichiomycetes; Pichiales; Pichiaceae. The transcript has a single exon.
AUGUGUCUUAUCAGCUAUCACUUCCAUCGACAACUCCCCAACACAUCAGCUAUAGAAUCGCAGACAAUGCUGCGUCAAAAUGAGUGGAGUCUAGGACUUGUUAUGCUGCUUGGAGUGGUGAUACUUUGGGUGUUGUCCUCGUUUCUAGUGGAUGGAAUAUUCAAGGAUGACCUCUAUAGCAAACCCUUUCUGAUAACAUAUCUGAACACCUCGGUAUUUGUUCUGUACUUGAUACCGUACCACUUCUACAAACAGGUAUUACCAUCAGAUGCAUUGACCCAUCGCGAGACUUCCGUGCUAGCCGCCAAAUUCUGUCUGUUGUGGUUUCUGUCUAAUCUAGUCAACAACGCCAGUCUGCUGUAUACCUCUGUCUCAAACCAGACGAUUUUGAGCUCCACGAGCAGUUUCUUUACUCUGUUAGUGUGCUGGAUAGUGGGUAUUGAUACAAUAUCGAGAAUAAAGCUGACAGGGCUGGUUCUGAGCUUUGUAGGUGUUUUGCUGAUCAAUUACAAGACGGAUGCCAUAUCAGCACAUCCUCUCUGGGGUAACGUUCUGGCAUUGCUCGGUGCGGUCUGUUACGGCGUAUAUUCUGCCAUGUUGAAGCUCAAAGCGAUUAACUUUGGUAACAUCAACAUGAGACUUUUUUUUGGCUACGUGGGAAUAUAUAACACGCUUUUUGUGUGGCCGUUGCUAGUGGUGCUGCAUCUUACAGGACUGGAGACCUUGGAGAUGCCCCAUGGUUCAACUACGUGGAAAUUGCUUGCUGUCAACUGCUUCAUUUCCUUCAUCGCAGACUUUUUGUGGGCCAAUGCUACUUUACUGACGUCUCCUUUGACGGUGACUGUCGGACUGUCUUUGACUAUACCCAUAGCCAUGGUGGGGGACUGGGUUUUCAGACAGAGAGCUACAUCGGUUUUGUAUGUUCUUAGUGCGAUGCUAAUUUUGGUUUCGUUCAUAAUAAUCAACCGUGAAGAGGAGAAGGUGGAAGUGGAUGAGCAAAGGGAGGAAGAUGCUUGA